AUGAAUUUUGAACAUAACAGCCCAAUUCCGACGUCUGCCGACCAGCCUUUGAAGCAGUCUUCGUCUUUUAGCUCCAUUCAUGCCCAUUUCAACAAGCUAAGUGUCCAAACUGGCGGUGGAAAUCUUGAUAAUAUGGAAAAUUCAAUUAAUCAAGGUUUUACUCGUACUGUUAAUCCGCUCUCGAAUGGCGUACGCGCCCCAUUGAGUAGAACCACCUCCUUGAUGGAUUCCAUAGGCAUUCAAAGAGCCUCGAGCCCUUUCACUCCAUCUAAGAGGGAUCCCUUCGACGCUUUACAAAGUCAAGAUCAUACUUUACUCAACUCAUGGAAUCACAAUCCAACGGAUUUUCCAAUGAAUAAUGGACCUGUUCAAGUGCCAGCCCCAUUAACUGCUCAGGAUCCCAUGUCGCGGAUUGGGGACUUCAGUUCUGCAUUACCUUCUAAUUCAAUGAUGCCAGGUUAUAACACUACUCCCGGCACUCCUUCAACAUUUACAGGAAAACGAUUUCCUGCUUUCCACUCACCUGCAGUUGCACUCGAUCCAAUGUCGCGUCAACCAUCUCAAUGGAAGUACUUGGAUCACCAGGGCAACAUUCAAGGUCCAUUUGACUCAUCAAAUAUGUCGCUAUGGUUCAGAAGUAACUAUUUCCAACCCGCUCUCCAAAUAUGCAGAGUUGGAACUAGUCCUGAACCAUUGGGUAUCAAUAAUAAAUUCAUUCCAUUGGGUGAAUUAAUGGCCAAAUUAAAUAAUUUCACAGAUCCAUUCACUUGUUUUGAUGACAUUGCAGCAACGGCCACUGCGAUCCCUGCCAAUAACAAUGCCAAACCAUUCAAAUCAAAUACUAAUGAUAAUAAUGUAACUCCAAAGGCUAAAGUGGAAAGUGAUGAUUUCACUUUCGACGAAAUUUUACAUUUGAAGGACAGUGAAGGCGGAUACUAUCACGAAGUCGCUGUUCCAGUACCAGUAAAUAGAAAACAUGUCAAAAAGAUAGAUUAUGACACAAUAAUUGAAGAUCGUAAACUACCUGAGAUUUUUGAAAUUAAAGAAACUUUGUGUUAUCAUAAACUGGACAAAAAUGGUGUUCCAAUUGAACCAGCGUCGGCCAAUCAGCCGCUGGUUCAGGAGGUUAAAGAAAUCGAAGCUGUAAAGACAUCAGUCGAAGCUGUAAAGACAUCAGUCGAAGCUGUAAAGACAUCAGUCGAAGCUUUACCUGUUCCAAAAGAGAUUCUAGAAACUAAAGUUGAAGAAACAUCACCUUCCAAAAGUGCAAAACAAACUAAUGAUGACAAAGAACGUAAACUUAAGGAGAAGGCUGAAUUGAUGGCUAAAAAAUUAUUAGAAGAGCAAGAAAGAGAUGAAUUGGAAAGAAAGAAAAGAGAAGAACAACGUAAUUUGAAGAAGCAAAAGAAAUUGAAGGAACAGGAGGAGAAGAAAUCAAAAGCCAAAAAGGAAGCUGAAGAAAAGGUGAGAAAAGCUGAAGAAAAGAAACAGAAAAAUGCUGAAGAAGAGGAUAAGGAUGGUGCUCAAAAUCAAAAUCAAAUUCCAAAGACAACCGUGGCACCUUGGGCUGGUAAGAUCAAAGAAAAGCCUUCUAUCAAAGCUGUGUCUAUUGCUGAAUUACAAAGACAAGAAGACGAAAGGCAGGCAAAGGUCGAAAGAAGAAAACUUGAAGAAGCUGAAAAAUUGAGCCAGCAAAUUUUGAAGGAAGAAAGAGAAAAGCAACAAUUGAAAUCGGUCUUAACUUGGGCAAAUAAUCCAUCUUCCAACUCUGUACCAAUCAAUAUUAAUAUCAAGUCACAGUUGAAGAAGUUGCCUAUUAAGUCGUCACCCACCACAGCAAAGGCGUCCAUUACCCCCGUAGCAAAAGAAUUUGAGGAUCCAAGUUUUAUUGAAGAGCAAAAGAAGAUUUGGGAACAAGUUCAACGUACCAGUAAAACUAAAACUGCUACGACAACUGUUUCUAGCAAUGCAAAUAACAACGCAUGGACUACUGUAUCAUCGAAAUCUGCCAUGACAACAAAUAAAAAUUCAACGAGGCAAAUUGGUUCAUCUACUAGUAUCCCUGGCUUAAAAGUCAAAAGUACACCAGUUGCUGCGUCAAUUCCAGCUGCAUAUCCAGGUAAUGCCUCAAUUUCCCUACGUAGAGAUUUCUUAAAAUGGUGCAAGUCUCAAAUGAAAUUAAAUCAAGGUAUCACAGCAACUAAUGUAUUGGAAGUCCUUUUGAGUUUGCCUGCCGGUCCAGAAGCAAAAGAAAUUAUUGCUGAUACUAUCUAUUCAAAUAGUUCUAUGAUGGAUGGUAGAAGGUUUGCAACUGAAUUUGUCAAGAGAAGGGUUGCCUGCGAAAAGGAAGUGAACGAUCCAUUGAGUUGGAGUGAAGCACUUGCAUUACCAGAAGGUAAUGCUGAUGACUGGGAGUUCCAGGUAGUGAGCAAGAAAAAAGGUAGAAGAUCUUAG
Kazachstania africana CBS 2517 is the source of this 2454-nucleotide messenger RNA. It is a transcript of the gene SMY2, whose product is annotated as Smy2p. The coding region runs from base 1 to 2454 and encodes 817 amino acids. Gene Ontology annotation, molecular function: protein binding. NCBI's taxonomy places the organism in Eukaryota, Fungi, Ascomycota, Saccharomycetes, Saccharomycetales, Saccharomycetaceae. The transcript has a single exon. The record is from RefSeq and is a predicted model, not a curated record.